Seriola dumerili (greater amberjack) is the source of this 863-nucleotide messenger RNA. RefSeq names its product myozenin 3 (gene myoz3). Gene Ontology annotation, molecular function: actin binding; telethonin binding; FATZ binding. NCBI's taxonomy places the organism in Eukaryota, Metazoa, Chordata, Actinopteri, Carangiformes, Carangidae. Bases 93 to 863 code for a protein of 256 amino acids. The record is from RefSeq and is a predicted model, not a curated record. The transcript has 6 exons. Gene Ontology annotation, cellular component: Z disc; actin cytoskeleton.
AUCCCAGCUCCAGUACGAGAUCAACCACUCAACCAUCCAGAGCAACACCCGACGUACAGACAGGCAGGACACACAGGAACACAGUGACAACGAUGAUGAUGAUGCAGUCCAGCCAAAAUGACAUGACUAAACAGAGAAUGAUUCAAGCCAAGGCUCUGGCUAAGGAAGCCAGAGGAGGGGGUCUGAACCUGGGGAAGAAGAUCAGCGUUCCAAAGGAUGUGAUGAUGGAGGAGCUGAAUCUUCCCUCUAAUCGAGGCUCUCGCAUGUUUCAGGAGAGACAGAAGAGAGUGGAGAGGUACACGCUGGAGAACGCUGCCAACGGUGCUUACAACACCAAUAAUGUCCAUCUCGAGGCCAUUCCUCCCCCGCAAAUCAUCCCAGAGCCACAGGGAGGAAAGGAAAACCAGGCUUUCUCCAUCCCUGGUAAGCAUAGCCUGGUCAUGAACCUGCAGAAGACAGUAGCAAAGAAGGGCAGUCCUGACGUCCUCGCUCCAGGAUAUUCUGGCCCUUUGAAGGGAAUUCCUCACGAGAAGUUCAACACAACAGUAAUCCCCAAAUCCUACUGCUCCCCAUGGAGCGAAGCUCUGGGAAACAACGAAGAGCUCCUCAACAUCCUCAAUACCCAACUGCCCGAGCUCCCACAAACAUUACAGCCUUCCAACUACAGGUGCUUCAACAGAUCUGCCAUGCCAUUUGGGGGCGCAAUGGCCAGCAAGAGGGUGAUACCAGUGAUGAGCUUUGAGGCAGUGGAAUCCCAGAACUUGCCCAGCAACGCUCCUGACCGCAUGUGCCAACGACCCAACUUCAACAGAGCACCCAGGGGAUGGGGAGCUGAUUACAGCCCGGAAUCAAAUGAACUAUGA